This is a messenger RNA of Gastrolobium bilobum, 2059 nucleotides long. Its product is annotated as putative E3 ubiquitin-protein ligase XBAT35. The coding region runs from base 207 to 1613 and encodes 468 amino acids. The record is from RefSeq and is a predicted model, not a curated record. NCBI's taxonomy places the organism in Eukaryota, Viridiplantae, Streptophyta, Magnoliopsida, Fabales, Fabaceae. The transcript has 9 exons. Gene Ontology annotation, molecular function: protein binding.
UCGUACUAACAGAUACGUUUUCCAGGAAAGUUCGAAAUUUUCCUGGAAUUUUUUUUUAUUCAACUAAACCCAGUUUUCCUUCCCCUAAUACCAGAAAACCCACUUCAGAAUUCCUGCAAAAUCUAUAAUAAAUAAAUCCCCCCUCCAAAAAAAAAAAAAAAAAUUAAAUAAAAAUCCAAUUUUGCUUCUGAAUUUGUGUAUAUCCGAUGGGGCAAGGGCAAUCCAAAGGCGAGUUGCUCUACCAGCAAGUCAGUUAUGGGAACUGCGAAGGAAUCAAAGCCCUUCACAGAGAGGGUGCUGGCCUAGAGUGGAUGGACAAAGAAGGAAAGACAGCCUUGAUUGUUGCUUGCAUGAAUCCUGAGCUGUAUAAUGUUGCGAAAACUUUGAUACAACUUGGAGCCAAUGUCAAUGCAUACCGUCCUGGUCGUCAUGCCGGGACUCCAUUACAUCAUGCAGCUAAAAGGGGCCUUGAAAGUAUGGUUAAGUUACUUCUUUUGCAUGGAGCCAAUCCUCUGAUCUUGAAUGAUGAUUGUCAAACUGCUCUUGAGGUUGCCAGGGCCAAAGGGCACAGCAAUGUUGUUCGUGCACUUGAGAGUCAUCUAUGCUUGUUCUCUGGUUGGCUGCGGGAGUUUCAUGGACCUGGGUUUCUAGAAGUUGUAGCUCCUCAGUUGGUAUCAAGAAAAGUUUGGGCGGUUGUUUUACCAGUUGGUUCCAAUGCCAGACCUUUCAAGUUGGAGCUUGCCAUAUAUUCUACUUUGCAGGAUGCACAUCCACGUACAAUUAUUGCUCUGUGGAAGGCCAAUUUAGAAGAACCAAAGUUUCACCAAUCCGAUGUGUCAGUGUCAAUUGUUGAUAUUGCUACCAAAACACGCGUUAAACUUGGGCCUGCUAAUCAGAAUGACAAGCAACAACUUAUGUGGUUUUCUAAUGCUUGCAAAGGAAUUCCACAGGUAUAUCAAAUGCUAUGUACACUGAUUCCAGCAUUUUUGCAUAAUAAUGUGGCUACAGUUCCACCCACAGCACCACCAACUGCUGAAGACCCAGAGUUGGCUAUGGCUAUCAAUGCAUCCAUUCAGCAUGCCCUUCAGGAGAGGCCACCCGUUCCUGAUACCCAGCCAAACUUUGAAGCAAGCUCUUCAAGCAAUGGAGAAAAUGCAAGCAAGCAUGGUUUUCUGGGUACACCAAAUCCAAAGACAAUGGAUAUUGAACCUGUACAUGAAGCUGACCUAAGUGGCAAUAGUCAGGAUGUCCAAAGCCAUGACAAUGUCUCUGCUGGCCAUACUGCUAGUGUUCUGGAUUUAAAUCCAUCGGCUCCUCCAAUUGCUGAUGAUAUUCCAAUAGAUGGUCCCAUUCAUUAUCCUUCAAUUGAUUUAAGCCCUGUUGAUAUAUCAUCUGCAGUUGUUGAGAAGCUUCGUAAAGAAGAAGAACAAAAUGCCGGUGGAAGUGGUUCAUCAUGCGUGAUAUGUUUAGAUGCUCCAGCAGAGGGGGCAUGCAUUCCCUGUGGCCAUGUUGCUGGAUGCAUGUCUUGCUUGAACGAGGUCAAAACAAAGAAAUGGGGUUGCCCAGUAUGUCGUACUAAGAUAGAUCAGAUCAUAAAGCUAUAUCAUGUUUGAGAUUUGACACGGUGGCCAGAAGCUUGCAAUGAUCUUUGCCUGUUGCAUAAGGAGUAGUACACUACACAUGUUUAUCAUGAAAAAUGAAAAUGCAUCUUCAGUUAAAAUUUGUUUACAGCUAGAAAUGACAAACAGAAGAAUGUCUAUACUAGAAGUAUCCAGAUCCCACGGGGUAGUUUGUGAAUAUGUUGAUUUCAUAUGCUUUUUUGUUUUCUCUAUGUACUAGUGGGUUCAAAUUAUCACUUCUGGAAGGUCAAUUGUGAAACUGGUGUAAGAUAAAAAGGUCUGAAAAAAUACUAUUUAGAUUUUGUCCAAUUGUGGUCUCAGGACUCCUGGGAUUUGUAUUCAAACACGUGCAAUUUAUAUACACUACUUAGAUUUGCGUUGCAUUCUUUGUAUUAAAUUGUAAAACUAUGUUUCAUGUGGAUCUGCAGCUGGUUGACUUU